CCGCUUGGAUAUUCCUCUCAAAACACACACGGCUUGAUGUUGUCGGGAGCUCGUGUCGCGUGCUGCUGGUGACGCUGUCUGUGGAAUUCCUCAUGGUGGAAAAAGAUACAUAAAACGGAAGAUCUGCUAGAAGAAUUGCCUCCAGUACUUCAGAUAAGUUAGACCAAAAUGGGCGUGGUUCCAGUAUCAGAUAUUGACUAUGGGCAGAUAUUCGGGCCAUUUCCUUCCCAUCUUGCAAUGGCGGAUCCUGCAUAUCUCAUUGCGAUGCUAACAAAUGACAAGAGACAAGACGGAGUUAUCAUUAAGUUGGAUCUCUCUGAGCGGAAGGAAGGAAUCAAGGCCGUUGACUGGCUGCCCUACAUUCACCCAGCCCGAAACGAGGAGGAACAGAAUGUAGAGGCCUAUAUGAAGGAGGGCCAGGUGUACUACAGAACCCUCCGGAUCGUGAAGGCAGGGGAGGAGCUGUUGGUCUGGUACAGCAAGGACUUCUGUCAACUCCUCAAUAUCCCCGAUGUCAAAAUGCACAUACCCAAAGACGAAGGGUUCAUAUGCCCACAGUGUGGUGAAGUUUUCGAGUACGUGUUUCCAAUGAGGGCUCAUCUCAAGUUCCGGUGUACUAUGAGGGCGGCGGACAUGCGCAGUUUAAUUCAUGAUGCUUCCGCAAAACGACACCUAGUAAUUUCAGAACUGAGAUCCAAAGAGCGUGUUGCCUCGGACAAUUAUAAAUGUGAAACAGAUUUAUUGAGAGACAGCAUUCCAAACAGGUCCGGAGACAGUCCUGAUUCAAUUCCACUUGAACUUUCACCAAGGAGAAAAGACAUUUCAGAAUCUAAUAGUUCACGGAAACGACAUUUAUCUAGAGACAUUUCUCCACCUGAGAAGAAAAGUUGUACUGAAAGUAAAAGUUCUGUGUCUUCGAUGAACAAGGAUAUUGACGUUGAGCGAUUAUCUCCCCCUAGCACGAAACUCAAUGACUUUGAUCAUCACUCUGACGGAGCAAGUGCAUUUAGGAAAGUGGAAAAAUCUAUGUCACCAGUUCAAGAACAAUUGUCACCAAUUCACCCAGUCUCAUCAAGUUCCGUGUCUCUGUCAAAUAGAAUGUCUGUUCAUAAUGCUGUUCGAAACCCUAGUAUGUCUAUACCGUCAUCAACUGCGUCACAUCCGGCUGUGCGGGAUGCUGUGCAGCAGAAUCAGCUGCUUGGACUAUAUAUGCCCCGUCUUCCAUUGAUGCCGCAGCUCCCCCUAUCGACCAAUCUGGCUGCUUCAACGACCAUGUACGCCGAACGGGCACCUGUUCGUUUUGCUGAAAUGUGUCGGACACAGGUGCCGGGGCCUCUGACAGAGAGCUUUGCCAACGUACGAAACAGUGACAGUAACAGCGAACUAUUUGUCAAACAACAACAGCUGCUGUUUGCGGAGAGGGCAAGCAUGAGUUACCCCGCGUAUUUGAAAAGCCAGAACCCGAUGGUGGAAAAAAUGAUUCAUAGUGGGACGAAUCCCACUCAGAUCAAUUCCCCCGUAGCCGCAAUGGACCUGUCACAGAACUGGUGCGCCAAGUGCAACGCCACCUUCCGGAUGACUAGUGAUCUCGUCUAUCACAUGAGAUCUCAUCACAAACGAGAGUUCGACCCGGUGAAGAAGAAGCGUGAUGACAAGCUGCGGUGUAACAUUUGUAGCGAGACUUUCCGAGAGCGGCACCAUUUGACGAGGCAUAUGACGUCACACGUAUAGAACUCGCAUAGACGCUGUUAUAGAGAUUAUGCUUAUAUACUAAAGCUGCUAAGAUAUAAACAAUGAGUGGAUUUGUAUCUGCAUCUUGCGUUAGUCUAUCACGUCUAGGCUUGUGUACCAUGUCUAGUCCUCAUAUUUCAAGUGGUUAUCGUAGAAUUGUUAUUCUCGUUCUAUAGUAAUCUGUUAAACCAACGUUAUUACGUACUUCACGGUGCAUUAUUUCGGAAUAAAACUGAUGAAAUGUUGGAUAGAACAUAUAAAAACAAAAGUCUUUUUUGCUUAAAGAAAAUAUAAACACAUAAGCUUUAAUAAUGGACAACGUAUGACAAAGUCAAAAGGCCAAACAAUAUCAGUCUAUGCGCCAUUCAAACAAUUCAUGAAACGAAGCUAUACAGUAUUAUUGACAUUGAGGCACCGGUGAUUAAUUGGAUGGUUUCAGCCCAAGAAAGGGACCAGUAUUUCAUUACAAGAUUAGGGGUGGGGACUCCGAGGUUUCUGGUACACUUAUGAACUGAAAAUAAUGACUCUUCCCCAAUGGUUAUCAUAUGUUGGAAUGGCUAUUUAUGCCCAUGUUCAUUAUUGUUCACCUUCUCCGAGAAGACAAAGCCCAAAGAGCUAUAUAUUCUUUACCCAAACUUUGUUAUGACCCUCUGCAAACAUGUGUAUCAUUUUUUUAGGACCCACCCUCAUUUUUUUCGUUGCCUUUAUCCCUGGUCCCCUCUGGCUCACCCACCUCUAUAAGCAAUAACCGGUUCUUGACACCUGCCAGCAGAAAACAUAGGUUAUGAACGGUGCGUCGAAAUAAACAUCGUACCACAAUAUUUAUUGGUGAUACGCUUAAAUUAACAUCCACGUAUCCCUUUUAUGUCGAGCGAUUAAUAAUUCGUGACGUGCAAGUUUAUUCUCUACGAACAGAUGUUCGGAAUUCAUCAUUCCGAAAAUACAGACGCCAUAUAUUUUGUUAAGAAAUUGACAGAUUUCGUUAUUACAUUAAAUGUAGAAAUUAAAUAUAUUUAUGUUGAUGUCCAGCUGUUUUGCAUUAUUAUGAUACUCUGCACUUUGAAAUAAUUAGCUUCGUCAUGAGCCGUGGUAUGAGUUUGGAAAUCGCUCUAGAAAGUUGAGUUGAUUAGUUCCCGUCAGUUUGAAUGUCCCUGUAGGAGACUGGUGGAAUCUGUCCAGUGUAAUGUAUUGUAUAACACUGUCCUUGCUAACGUACGAUGUGAAGUUGCACUAAUAUAACAGCUAUUAUAGACAUGUUACGUGGUUACAAUAAAAUUGU
Messenger RNA from Haliotis rubra (blacklip abalone), 3010 nucleotides. RefSeq lists its product as uncharacterized. The record is from RefSeq and is a predicted model, not a curated record. NCBI's taxonomy places the organism in Eukaryota, Metazoa, Mollusca, Gastropoda, Lepetellida, Haliotidae. Gene Ontology annotation, cellular component: nucleus. Gene Ontology annotation, molecular function: protein binding. Bases 169 to 1731 code for a protein of 520 amino acids. Gene Ontology annotation, biological process: regulation of DNA-templated transcription. The transcript has 5 exons.